CUUUCCUUGCCUAAGAAAUGCAAAAUUUGUCCAUGGCAGAAUAGAAUAGAGCAGUUUCCCCCUCCCCCUACACACAUCUUGCCCCCCCCCCCCUUCUUCCCACCUAUCGCCUUCAUGCUGUGGGAAUCGAUACAGCCCAGAGGUUAAUUUCCCUCUAUUUGGUCACUUCUGAGUUCCAGACAGCAGCAGGAGGAGAAGAGAAAUGACACCCAUGAACUGCUCUCUUCAUAACAGCUUGGUUGAGAUCUCUAUAGCCACCUUGCUGAUUCUGGAAUUUGCACUCGGACUACUGGGCAAUGCUAUCGCCCUGUGGUCUUUUACUUUUAACUUAAAGGUGUGGAAACCACAUGCGGUCUACUUGCUCAACCUGGUCAUCGCGGACCUUUUGUUAUCUGUGUGCCUGCCAUUCCAAAUCACUUUCUAUCUCAUGCACAAGAAAUGGGACCUGGGACGGACGGCUUGCUGCAUCCUGACCUUCCUGCUGUCCCUCAGCAGGACAAGUAGCAUUGCUUUCCUCACUGCGGUGGCUUUGGAUCGCUACCUCAGGGUAGCCCACCCUCGUUUCAAGAUCAACAGUUUCUCGACUCACGCGGCCAAGGUCAUCUCUGCUUUAGUCUGGCUUCUGGUGGUGGGACUGGUUCACCCAAGCCUGGUGGCUUCCAUGAUUGAGAAGAAUGCCACGGAGUGCCACAGUUUCUACCCCAUGGAAGACGUGACUUUUGGCAGUACUUGGCAGGAGGUGAUGUUCUAUCUUCAAUUCCUUCUUCCCUUCAGUCUCAUCCUGUUCUGCAACAUUGGCAUCAUUAAGAUACUCCAGCAGAGGCUCCGGGAUCAAGACAAACAGCCCAAGCUUCAGAAGUCUAUGGUGUUAGUCACCAUAGUGGUGGUGCUCUUUGGGAUUUGCUUUCUGCCCAGCUUUCUGGCCAGGAUAUUCAUGACCACCCUCCAAAGGUCAAAAAGCUGCCGGACUCUUCAGGUGAUGGUUCAUACAUGUGAUGUCACCAACAGCUUCACCUAUCUCAACAGUGUCCUCAACCCCAGUGGUAUACUGUUUUUCAAAUCCAGUGUUCAGAUAUUCAUACAGGAAAGUCUUUACUACAAUAAGGGGGGAAAGGAAGGAAUUACAGCCUCAAGGUUUUGAUCUCAAAGAUUCCUGUUAUAGUGAAUAAUAGAGCACUGGACCUCAAGUCAGGAGGACUUGGGUUUGAAUUCUACCUCACAUAUUGACUGAGUGACUUCUGUGCCUCAGUUUCCUCAUUUAUUAAAAUGGGAUAAGAGCUCCACCUCCCAGACUGAUUGUGAAGGUAUGAGGUACUUCAAGCCUUUUGUGAACUUUAAAGCUUUACAUAAAUGUGAGCUAUGAUUAUUAAUGAAGAUAAUUGGAGGUCUCUGCACAAAUCAGAACAAAGACCUACACCUGGCCCUGUCCAUGUGAAGACAGAGAACACCUAUUGAAUGUGAGCAGCAUUUUUCUUUCUCUACUUCAAUUUUUACCAGAUUUUAACCCCUGCUGUUUUACAAUCUACUGGAAAGUAAUCAGAAUCAACAAAAUAAACCUUCCUGUUAAGAAAACUGUAGUUAAGUUGCAACAAAGUGGUUUGUUCGAUCUGGCAAACCUAAAAGCAGAAGCUCUUGAUUCCUGAGAAAAUAAUGGGUUUUCUAUUUGAUCACAAGCAAGUAAUUUUAAUUUUCAAUUUCCCUAUCUCUAAAAUGAAAAACAAUGCAGAGGGGAGAACCCUAUUGCUUUAUCCACAUAGAGGGGACAUAGUAAGAAGUAACAAGGUAAAAACCUAUAUGGUUUUUGAAAGGAGGUUCUAAGAAUAUUUUCAAAAUUCAGCUUUAUCUAAUCUUUGGAUGAUUAAAAAUUUUAAAAAAUGUUAUAACCACUUUGCACUACCUAUAGGAAUCAUAUUCUUAUGGAACUAAAUCCAAUUUGGCUUCCUAAUGUCUUAUGAGAAACUCUUCCUUUUCAAGUACCAGAAAUGUACCCUCAGGAUAGAAAAUUAGGCUUGUUUUAAUGCCUAUGAAUUUUAUUGGGCUUCCCCUGGUCUAAUAAGAAGAAGGAAAAUACUUUAGAACUGUUGUGAGGUAUCAACAAAGAAUGAGCUAAAUUAAAUAUGAACUAAAUUACUGAAAAUGAAUGACUAAGAAGAAUGAACUAAAUUACACAAAGAAUGAACUGAACAACUUUUUAAAUGGUUAUUUCUAUCUUUUUUCACACAACAGUUAUGAGGAUAAUUGGGCAUGCCAGAUAUUCCAACAGGGUCUCUACAUAUGUUUAAAGCUGAUUGUGUCUUUUACAUUGUUAUUUCUCCUAUAAUUGCCAUAUCAGAGAUAGCUCUAAUAUGUUCUGAUCUCAUUUCCCAACACCUACCCCAACCCUGUAGCUGAUAAUAACUUUAAAGGGAUUCAGAAACCCCUUUACUAAUUGUCUCUUACCUUACACUCCGGUCCAAAUUACAGGAAUGGUCAGAACCAGAACGAUGUUAAACAAAAGUUUGAGGGAGGGAGGCAUGUAGCUUUCAAAUCCAUCAAAGAGGAUUUUUACUUCAAAAGCCCUUCCUGGGUCAGAUCUAUGUGUUGCAUAUACUGUGCUGCCCUGAGCAGAUGGCAGGAUUCAAAAGAGAGGAAAUAUGUGAAAUUUUAUGAACAGAACACCACAACAUGAUCCCUAGCUGCAUACUCAGAAAAGCAGUCUUCUCAAAACCCAAUUUGGAAAUCAGCUAUGUUCUUCAUCUUUUGCUGCUGAGAUAUGUCAAAUGCUACUUCUGUAUCUAACAGUGCCCAGGAGAAAGUACCAUCUGGCUAAACCAUAUAUAUCCUUUGUUCCAACCAUAUUACUCCUAUAAAAGGACCUACAUGCAAAAAGAAAAAUUUAGAGCAACUCUUUUCAGAGUACCAAAAAUGGAAACAAAGGGAAUGUUCACCUCUUGGGCAAUGAAUGAAUAAAUGAUGGCAUGUGUAUAUAAUGUAGGAGUAUUGCGUAAUAAGAAACAACAUGAAUGUUUUCAAAGAAAUUGGAAAAACUUGUAAAAACUGGUGCAAAGUGAAUUCAGUAGAAAUGGAGAACAAUUUAUACAGUAAUAGUAACAUUACCAAGAAAAACAACUUUGAAAAACUUCAGAACUCUUAGUAAUGCAAUGACAAACCAUAAUUCCAGAAGAAUUAAGAUGAAACAUGCUACCUACCUCCUGACAGAGAGUCUAACUCUGUCCUCCUGAAUCACUGAGCAGCUACAACUUCUGAUUCCCAUGGUGGGGCAGAAGAGUGUGAAGGAAGGCAGGCAGGUUUUCAUGGUGUCUGGGAGUUCUGGCAAAUUAAGGUAGACUGGGAUGCAGAAGACAAGGAAAGAGAGACAGAACCGAAGAACCUGCCAGAGCUUACUUUCUGCUGGUAUACAUAUCAAGAACCCAGGGUAACAGCCACACCACCAUAAGACAUCGGAAUAGGACUUCAUUGGAGAGAUGGCUAAUUGUUAGAGAUGGUGUGAAGAAAAUGUCCUCUUGUGGCCUGGAGUGUGGAGCAGAGAAAAGAAGGCAGGAAAUAUUUGGAAAAGAAGAAGAUGUAAGAACAAAAUAUAUUUUUAA
Phascolarctos cinereus (koala) is the source of this 3587-nucleotide messenger RNA. RefSeq names its product G protein-coupled receptor 31 (gene GPR31). Gene Ontology annotation, cellular component: membrane. Gene Ontology annotation, biological process: G protein-coupled receptor signaling pathway; negative regulation of inflammatory response. The record is from RefSeq and is a predicted model, not a curated record. Gene Ontology annotation, molecular function: bioactive lipid receptor activity. Lineage: Eukaryota; Metazoa; Chordata; Mammalia; Diprotodontia; Phascolarctidae.